GAACCACCAACUCUUCUCUCUCCCCUCCUAUUGGCUACCAGCUCUCUCUCUCUCUCUCUCUCCUUCCUCGAAUCACCAAUCGCACACUCCACUGAACCCUGCUUCUGCUUCCUUACAAAACACACCUACACACGCACGCACACACACACGUUCCUUCCUCGAUCCUCCAUCCCACAACCCUAAACAACCACUAAUUCCACUCUACUCUCCAAUCACUCCAUCUCCACCGAACUAGGGCUCCGUUCCACUGAUCGACUACGGAAUGGGCGAUCCGUUGGAGAGGCUGGGAUCCGACGUGGCCGCGGGGCCGGAGGAGUCGAGCAUGAAGGAGGAGCUGUGUAUGGAGAUUGAUCCGCCGUUCAGGGAGAGCCUCGCCACCGCCGACGACUGGCGGAAGGCACUCAGCAAGGUGGUCCCCGCCGUGGUGGUGCUCCGUACCACCGCGUGUCGCGCCUUCGACACCGAAGCGGCCGGUGCCAGCUACGCCACGGGGUUCGUCGUCGACAAGCGGCGUGGGAUUAUACUUACGAAUCGACAUGUCGUGAAGCCGGGACCCGUAGUUGCAGAGGCUAUGUUUGUGAAUCGUGAAGAAGUUCCAGUAUAUCCUAUAUACAGAGACCCGGUUCAUGAUUUUGGCUUCUUUCGUUAUGACCCUGGUGCCAUACAAUUUCUGAGCUAUGAGGAAAUUCCUCUUUCUCCAGAGGCUGCUUGCGUUGGACUAGAAAUCAGAGUUGUUGGUAAUGACAGUGGAGAGAAGGUCUCUAUUCUUGCUGGCACCCUUGCUCGUUUGGACAGAGAUGCUCCUCAUUACAAAAAGGAUGGCUACAAUGACUUCAACACAUUCUACAUGCAAGCAGCAUCUGGGACCAAGGGGGGUUCAAGUGGUUCCCCAGUAAUUGAUUGGCAAGGCAGGGCCGUAGCGUUGAAUGCGGGGAGCAAGUCAUCUAGUGCUUCAGCAUUUUUUUUACCUUUAGAAAGAGUUGUAAGGGCUUUACAAUUCUUGCAGAAAGGACGAGAUUCUUUCAGUGAUAAGUGGGAGGCACUUACUAUUCCCCGUGGUACGCUUCAGGUGACAUUCCUCCACAAAGGAUUUGAUGAGACACGUCGCCUUGGUCUCCAAAGUGACACAGAACAGAUGGUGCGCCAUGCAUCUCCACUUGAUGAAACUGGAAUGCUUGUCGUUGAUUCCGUGGUGCCAGGUGGCCCAGCUCACAACCUUUUGGAGCCUGGGGAUGUACUUGUUCGUGUAAAUGGGAACGUUAAUACUCAGUUCCUGAAAUUGGAAACAUUGCUUGAUGACAGUGUGGGCCGGAAGAUUGAAUUACAAAUUGAAAGGGGUGGCACGCCAUUGACUGUGGACUUGAUGGUUCAGGAUCUACACUCAAUAACUCCAGACCACUUCUUGGAAGUAAGUGGUGCAGUGAUCCACCCCCUUUCAUACCAACAGGCUAGAAAUUUUCGCUUCAAUUGUGGCCUUGUUUAUGUUGCAGAACCAGGAUAUAUGCUUUUUAGAGCUGGAGUUCCCCGUCAUGCCAUUAUUAAAAAGUUUGGAGGUGAGGCAAUAUUAGGACUAGAAGACCUAAUUUCUGUUCUCUCUAAGCUGGCUAGGGGUUCUCGAGUGCCUUUGGAGUAUAUAAGCUACAUGGAUCGUCAUCGUAAAAAGUCUGUCCUUGUCACAAUUGAUCGCCAUGAAUGGUAUGCCCCUCCUCAGAUUUACACUCGCUAUGACAGUACUGGUCUAUGGACGAUAAAAUCUGCUUUGCCACCUGAGUCUCCACUCUUGUCCUCUUGCAUGAAUAAUCUUGAACAAGGUUUCGCAAACAGUAACAUUCAGUUAGAUACUAGCGAGACUAGUCUAAUGGUGGAUAUGCAUCAAGAUAUCAACCAGGGAUUGGUUGAUGGUGUUUCCAGCAUGGACACUAGUUCUGAACGCGUUGGAGAAGGAACAAAUUCUCGCGAUGAUUCGGAUGUUGGAGCUAAGAAACGGCGAGUAGAAGAGGAUUCAUCUGCUGAUAGCCUUGUUGCCAACUGUUCUUUACAUGAACCUAGAGAAGAGAAGUUGGAUGACUCGACUAGCUCAGAAAAUGAUCUUCUGAGAGAUUAUCAAGGUGCAGCAGCUGCAGCCGCUAGUUCUUCUGUAGCUGAGCGUGUCAUAGAGCCUACUCUAGUGAUGUUUGAGGUUCAUGUACCACCAUCAUGCAUGCUUGAUGGUGUGCACUCGCAGCAUUUUUUUGGAACUGGUGUUAUUAUAUAUCAUUCUCACAAUAUGGGAUUGGUGGUGGUUGACAAAAACACAGUCGCGAUAGCCGUAUCGGACAUUAUGCUUUCUUUUGCUGCCUUCCCAAUCGAAAUCCCUGGGGAGGUGGUUUUCCUUCAUCCCGUGCAUAAUUAUGCUAUUGUUGCAUAUGAACCUUCUGCUUUGGGAGCUGUUGGUGCUUCAGUGGUCCGUGCUGCUGAACUUCUUCCUGAACCUCCACUCCGUCGUGGAGAUGCAGUUUAUCUUGUGGGAUUAAGCAGGAGCCUGCAAGCUACGUCAAGGAAAUCUGUUGUCACCAACCCACAUGCUUCUUUGAAUAUUGGUUCUGCUGAUUGCCCACGUUACAGAGCAACUAACAUGGAAGUCAUUGAGCUUGAUACUGACUUUGGUAGCACAUUUUCGGGUGUGCUAACUGAUGAGCAUGGAAGGGUCCAGGCUAUUUGGGGAAGCUUUUCGACUCAGCUGAAAUACAGUGGUAGUUCAUCAGAAGAUCAUCAAUUUGUCCGUGGUAUUCCUGUUUAUAUAAUCAGCCAAGUCCUCGACAAAAUCAUAUCUGGUGCAAAUGGACCGAAUCUUCUCAUAAAUGGUAUUAAAAGGCCAAUGCCACUUGUCAGGAUCUUAGAGGUUGAACUUUAUCCUACAUUGCUUUCCAAGGCCCGUAGCUUUGGACUCAGUGACAAAUGGGUCCAGGCUCUUGUUAAGAAAGAUCCAGUUAGACGUCAAGUAUUGCGUGUUAAAGGUUGUUUGGCUGGGUCAAAGGCUGAUAAUCUGCUAGAACAAGGUGACAUGGUUUUGGCAAUUAAUAAAGAGCCAAUCACGUGCUUUCGUGACAUUGAAGAUGCUUGCCAGUCAUUAGAAAAAUGUGAUCAAAAUGAUGGAAAGCUUAACAUGACUAUUUUCCGCCAGGGACAUGAAAUCGAACUUCUUGUUGGAACAGAUGUGAGGGAUGGUAAUGGUUCGACACGAGUAAUAAAUUGGUGUGGAUGUAUUGUCCAGGAUCCUCACCCAGCGGUGCGUGCUCUAGGCUUUCUACCUGAAGAAGGGCAUGGUGUAUAUGUGGCAAGAUGGUGUCAUGGGAGUCCGGUUCACAGAUACGGGCUAUAUGCUCUUCAGUGGAUUGUUGAAGUAAAUGGGAAACCAACUCCUGAUUUAGAUGCUUUCGUUGAUGUGACGAAGGAGAUUGAUGAUGGGAAGUUUGUUCGUGUAAGGACGGUCCACCUAAAUGGGAAACCUCGAGUACUAACAUUGAAGCAGGAUUUGCAUUACUGGCCUACGUGGGAGCUCAGAUUUGAUCCUGAAACUGCAAUGUGGCGUCAUAGAACAAUCAAAGCGUUAGACUGCGGUAUUGAAUGAGUGUUUAAACUUUGAACUUGAUUGGGAGGAACUUAAGCUCGGAAACUUUUUGGAAUCCCCUUUGAGUUGCAGCGCAUGUUAGAUAUAUUGGGAGGCCCACGCCAAGGCAAGUAUUCUAGCUUUGAGUUCAGUUGCUACUCCCUGAAUGUAAUUGUGUAAUUGACGAUGGUCUAGGAGAGAGGAUAAACAAUAGUUUUGGAUCCCAUGCAAUUGCAUUCCAUUGACAUCAUAAAAGUGACCUAAAGAGAGGUUGAAUGACUGUAAGUAUUGAAAUCUCAGAUUCAAGGAGAGAGUAUAUAGACCGAGAUACAUAAUAUUUUGAAUCUCAUAGGUUACAUAUCGACGUCAUUGCCGGGUAAGGAUAUGAAUUAUUGACAAACUAAUGAAGUUUCAGAAUUUCA
This is a messenger RNA of Rhododendron vialii, 4011 nucleotides long. RefSeq names its product protease Do-like 7. The record is from RefSeq and is a predicted model, not a curated record. Gene Ontology annotation, molecular function: serine-type endopeptidase activity; protein binding. Bases 263 to 3610 code for a protein of 1115 amino acids. Gene Ontology annotation, biological process: proteolysis. The transcript has 24 exons. Lineage: Eukaryota; Viridiplantae; Streptophyta; Magnoliopsida; Ericales; Ericaceae.